GACAACAAAUGCAGAAACGAGUCCAUCUUUCAACAACAUUUACUGAUUUCAGCCUCAGUUACACAUCUGAUACCCCCGUUUAAACGAAGGAAAUGACCUCAACAUUACAGCCACAGAAUGAGUCGCAGAGCGGGGUUUACACGUUUUCCAGCCGUCCGCGUCCGGUUCCCAGCCGCCCCAAAUAUAGAAACACCGCUCCACUGCUAAAUGAAGAACAGGGCAGUUACGGAAACAUCAUGUAUGACCGACGUAUUGUCCGAGGAAACACAUAUGCUCAACAUGUACUACCCAUUACAUCUCAGACUGAUCCAGUCGAUUUCCUCAGACAACAGGAAGCCAGAAGAAAAGCUAUGUCCAGGAAGAGGGUGAAGGAACAGUUUGGGCUGAAAACACCAGAACCACUGGAGGGCAGAAAGAACAUAGAUGUGCAGACAGAGACGUAUCUGGAGGAGUUGAGUGAUCAUAUAGAAGACGCCAGUGUGGAAUGCCAAACAGACAUGUUCCUGGACAAACCGGCCACUCCCCUCUUCAUUCCAGCUAAAACUGGACGAGAUGUAGCCACACAGAUAGAAGAUGGAGAGCUGUUUGAUUUUGAUAUGGAGGUGCAGCCCGUGCUGCAGGUGUUGGUGGGGAAGACAAUAGAGCAGGCCUUGCUGGAAGUGGAGGAGGAGGAAGAGCUGGCCAGCUUGAGGGCCCAGCAGCAAGUAUUCAAGGAGAUCCGCGAUGCUGAGCUGGUGGAGGUACAGAGGAUGGAGGAGAGGGAACGGCGCCUCUGUUUAGAGAAGGAGAACCGGAUAAAGCAGCAGAUGGCAGUGCUGGAAAAGGAGAAAGAGACAGCAGAGAAAAUCGCUGCGAGAGCAUUUGCUCAGCAGUACUUGUCUGACUUGCUGCCCACAGUCUAUUCCAAUUUGAGGGAUAGUGGCUAUUUCUAUGACCCUGUGAAGAGAGAUUUAGAGACCGGAUUCCUUCCUUUACUGAUGGAAGAAGUCAGCAGUACUUUGGAACAGAGAUAUGUGGCUAGAACAGUGCUUGACAUGCUCAUUCAAGACGUCACUAACCAACGAUUUGAGGCCUUUCAGCUGCAAGAAUAAACUUUUGCUUCCAAGUGAGAUUUCCCUUUACUAGAGGUCAUAACAGGAGUUGAAAAAUGCACCUGGAAAUUUUUUUUUAGUGUGAAAUUUUUUUUUUUUUCUUCUUCUUAAAUUUCAACACAUUGGUUUUGGAUUUAAUUAACAUUUAUAAAUAGAAUUGUCAAAUGUCAUUUUCAUACUAUGAGUGAAAUUCGAACUGUCAAUGUUCUGUCUUGAUGAACUGCAUUUUAAGGACUGCACUGUAGAUGGCGCUGCAGAGUCGCUAAAUCAGCACUGAUCAUCACUUGAGAUUAUUCAUUCUCCUGGCCACAUGAUCAAUUUAACACAUACGUGAUGUAUGGAAAACUUGUGAACGGCCCUCGUGGUUAUUUUGGGUGUGUUAAAACUUUGUUUUGGGAUAUUGAUGAAGGUUCAACAGCUAAAUGGGUUGCCAUUUGUUUAUUUCGCCGAUAUAGGAGCUGCCCACAAAACAAUUCACCAUUACUGUCUCAAUAAAGUGUUGUGGUUAUUGUCGCGACAUUAUUCUCGUUUUGUCGUUCGUUUGAAAUGUAGUGAUUGUUACGUUCUCCUGUCGAGCUGACUCGUCUGGGCCGGUGACAUUUCAACAGUUUACGGUUCCGCUUCAGCGUUCAUGCACUUCACGUCAUAGACUAUAUACGACUCUAUUUUAAUCCUGCUUCUUUAUUGGUCAGCUCUCAGCUCUGACCACGCCCAAGUUUCACUUUGGGCGGAUAUGGCACUUAGAAUUGGUAACUCAAAUAGAAACGGGUGUGUUGAUGUAAAUAUAACGCAAGGAAAGACCUCUGAGUCAUAUCAUCACACUGUGCUGACUUAUGCAGACCUCAGUACACGUAAAUGUUUGCAUGACCUAAUAACAAGGCUAUUGUUGGUCAUUCAAACAUAUGAGGGGUUUUUAUUACAAUUUAACACAAUAUGAAAGCUUCAGCUAUAGAGACCUUUUAUGGGGAAAGGCUGCAUCUAGAGAAUGGGCUGAAAAUUCUCUCUCUGAUAACCAUUUGCUUUUAAAAAUUCAGCAGUUUGCAGUAAUCCUCUGGAUGAUGAAAGCGUUUCAUCAUGUUACACAUAGCCUACAGUAUAGGAUAUUUCUUUGAGCAUGGUUACAGUAAUGACAGUAAUAUUAAAUAAAAACCUCUUUUUCAUAUUAACAUUUUUCUUUAGUCUAUAGUUAUGUAAUAAUGGGUCUCUUUAUUGAAUUAAUGGUCAAUAUAUGAAGCCAAUUUUAAUUAUACAGAACCCCAAACUCUAACUUUGCCCUAGAAGAGAAUGACUUGAAUGUUGAAUGUUUGUUGAACGACUGAAUGCUUAGAAUUACUGCAUAUUCCAUCAAUUGUGUCCCCAAAGUGUAGCUAAAUAAACCCUAAAAAUACAUCUCUCUGUCAGACAAGAGCAUUAUGACAAUAUUUUUAGAAUAGAAGAAAAAACUAAAAAACAGUAAUGGAUCAAAUAAUAUAAAGCCCAGUUAUUAUACAGAUGUUAAAGUGGUAAGGGGGAUUUUAUAGAAUCUGGAUCUUAACAGAAAAGGCCUGAAUCGAGUGAGCGAAACACUAUUUUGUGGCUGUCCUUAAAUGUACAAAACUAUAGACCACAUUUAUAAUAUCCUGUUCAUGUUUCACAGAAAUGUGGAAAGAAAUGUAGAGGGAAAAAAAACAUCUAUUAGAUAAAGCCUUUUAAGUGAUUGACUUGUAUUCCCAGCUGUCCGGUGAUUCAGUUGCCACAAAUAUGAUAUACUGUACAUAGAACCCCAUUGAGUAAAUCUAUCUGAGAGGUGAUGACAGUAAUACCUCCCACCAAGCUUUUUAUUGGUUCCUCAGUUUUGUUCACACACUUUCACUUUAAUGACAGAUGUACAGUAUAGCUCCAAACACCUGUACUUUUCUGCCAACAGUCCAUCUGUUUGUUGAAGUCAUUCAGAGGGUUUGCAGGUUUAUUAUUUGGGUCACUGACAAAUAAGGUUGUCCGAGGUGAUAAAAAUGAGAAGUGUUUUAAAAUCUAGUUUCAAACACAAGUGUCAAGUUCAUAGAAAUGUAAUCUUUGUGUCCAUGUUGGUUUAACAAUUAAAUAAAAAAAUAAAUACAAAUAAAAAAGAUUUAAUGAUUAACAUUUUUUAUAAAGUGAACUCACACACAGUUCUGAGGGUCUAAAGGGGUCCUCUCUCUUUUUUUAUUUUUUUUUAUUUUUUUGUCCCAUGGCUACCUACAUGUUGGUUACACCACAUGACUUGGAUAUUGUAGACAAACAUUUUUAAUAAAUAUGAAU
This is a messenger RNA of Myxocyprinus asiaticus (Chinese sucker), 3368 nucleotides long. RefSeq names its product radial spoke head 3 (gene rsph3). Lineage: Eukaryota; Metazoa; Chordata; Actinopteri; Cypriniformes; Catostomidae. Bases 93 to 1091 code for a protein of 332 amino acids. The transcript is spliced from 9 exons. Gene Ontology annotation, cellular component: cilium. The record is from RefSeq and is a predicted model, not a curated record.